Molecule: messenger RNA, 996 nt
Organism: Emiliania huxleyi CCMP1516
Lineage: Eukaryota; Haptophyta; Isochrysidales; Noelaerhabdaceae
Exons: 4
Coding region: 29-754 (241 amino acids)
Biological process (GO): maturation of LSU-rRNA from tricistronic rRNA transcript (SSU-rRNA, 5.8S rRNA, LSU-rRNA)
Cellular component (GO): cytosolic large ribosomal subunit
Molecular function (GO): structural constituent of ribosome; RNA binding
Source: RefSeq, a predicted model, not a curated record
CCACGCGCAGGCUCUGAGCAAGAGCAGCAUGGUGGCCGUCCCCGAGAGUGUGCUCAAGAAGCGCAAGCGCCAGGAGAAGUGGGCCGCUGACAAGGCGGCCGCCACCUCUGCUGCUGAGACCAAGGCUGCCGCCAAGCGCAAGGACAUCUUCAAGCGGGCCGAGGCGUACGUCGCUGAGUACCGCUCUGCCGAGCAGCAGCUCGUCACGAUGAAGCGCGCCGCCCGGAAGGCUGGCACGUUCUACGUUGAGCCGGAGCACAAGCUGCUCUUUGUGAUGCGGCUGCGCGGUAUCAACGGGAUGCACCCCAAGACGCGCAAGAUCAUGCAGGUCCUGCGGUUGCUGCAGAUCAACAACGGCGUCUUCAUGAAGGUCAACAAGGCGACGAUGAACAUGCUGGUCAAGGUGGACCCGUACAUCAUGUACGGCUACCCCAACCUGAAGACCGUCAAGGAGCUCGUCUACAAGCGCGGACACGCCAAGGUGAACGGCCAGCGCGUGCCCAUCACCGACAACGAGAUCAUCGAGAAGGCGCUCGGCGAGAAGACCAAGGGCAAGAUCAUUUGCAUUGAGGACCUCGUGCACGAGCUCUACACCGUGGGCCCGCACUUCAAGGAGUGCACCAAGUUCCUCUGGCCCUUCAAGAUGAACUGCCCCGUCGGCGGCUUCUCACGCAUCCGCAACCACUUUGUCGAGGGCGGCGACGCCGGCAACCGGGAGGAGUACGUGAACGAGCUCAUCCGGCGCAUGCUGUGAGGCGCCCCCCCUCAACCCCCUCCGCCAAUCUGGACGCCGCCGGGCACGAGGCGCCACACGCCGGGCGCGCCGCACGCCGGGGGAGUGUGGCGUUUGUCUUGGGUACUAAUGGCGCGUGGAGAGAGAGAGAGCGGCCGGGCGGCGGCCGCGCGUGAUGGCGCCUCGUGUGCUGUGUGGAGCGUCCUCCUUGGCGGAGCGUCGAUGAUUAAACUUUGACUAUUUUACGGGCUUCCCCGAUCUAU